AUGUUGCGCCAUAUUUCUCUUCGAAAAGGCUUGACGACAUGCGCCGUGGUGGGUAUGGCAGGAAGGGUGUGCCAUUGGGCACACCCACAACCACUGGUACGCCACCACAGUACAGCUGCAGCGGCAAGGCAGCCACAGAAGCAGAAGAUCCAUGCGCUCAGCGAAAACAAAUCCGAUGCCUCCGCUUACGUGGACGCCGAUGAUUUUGCUGAUUUCUCCUCUUUGCGACACAUGGGAUACAUGUUGCUUCAUGCACGUCGUAUGUGGGUUCCAAUGAUGAUGGCCGCGGCGUACUAUGCCUCUGCCCCACUUUUUACUGCAUCCUCCAUUACAAAAGGCGUUUACUGGAGUUUAUGUGUGAUCCUGCAGCGCCUCAGCAUCCGGGGAAGGAUGAAUACGGUUUACAAGGAUCUCAAUGGUUUUACAUGCGUCGUCACAGGCGGCACCAGCGGGAUUGGCCUUUACACUGCGAUGCAGUUAAUUGACAUGGGUGCCCACGUUGUGAUUGCGUCACGACCGGGACGUGAAGAAGCAACGCGAGAGUUUAUGAAGGCAAAUUGCCAGUGCAGCAAAGGCUCCAAUGAAGAUGUUAUUCAGGAACGACUGACAUUCGUCUCGUUGGACCUGUCGGAUCAGCUUGACGUCAUGGCGUGUGCCGCUCGCAUUAAGGGGCGAUUUAAUGAUCGGAUUGAUUUGUUAGUGAACUGCGCCGGUGUCUGGCGGGAGGAGCCUACGGUGACAAAACAGGGUUUUGAGGAACACAUUGGCGUCAAUUUUCUCGGGCCGUUCCACCUGACAGAAGCUCUCUUGCCAUCCCUGCGACGGUCGAGAAAGGGCGGCCGCGUCGUAUACGUGACGUGUUUGUCGCACAAUGGGGUACACAAGGCAAAUGUUGUGAGGGAGCGUAUGUUGCUCAAACCAUCGCCGGAUGAGGCUCAGGUCACGGCACGCUGUUACAGUGCCUCCAAACUAGGCAACUUGUAUCACGCGCAGUACAUCGCCACACGUCGCUACGAGGGUAUACCGCUCAAUCAACCCACGGAGUUGCGUCCGGUGGAUGUGUGCGUAGCAGAUCCUGAAUUCUGCGCAACAAAUCUCACCUGUCGCGAUGCACCACCGCUGCUCGGAACGAACUUCCUUGCUCGGACACUGCGUUCCUUGUGGAUACGGGAUGCUUACGAGGGAAGCCAGACGGUAGUGAAUUGUUGUGUGCGUGAUGAUAUUGAAAAUGGUGGCUACUACGCAGAGUGCAUGCUCAUGCCAGGUGGAAUUAGCCGCCGGGCCCACGACCCAAAGAGCCGAAAAGAUGUAAUGCAGUGGGCCAUGGCGAAUACGAUUGCAAAAUAUUACACAAUGAGGCCAUCUGCAUCAGACAGACACACGGCUGCGACCGCAGCAUCUGGUGCUGGUAGUGGUGCCGCUUCAAAUAGGGAGGGUACAAAUACACACAAUAACUAG
Messenger RNA from Trypanosoma cruzi, 1458 nucleotides. RefSeq names its product short chain dehydrogenase/reductase, putative. Lineage: Eukaryota; Euglenozoa; Kinetoplastea; Trypanosomatida; Trypanosomatidae. The coding region runs from base 1 to 1458 and encodes 485 amino acids. The record is from RefSeq and is a predicted model, not a curated record. The transcript has a single exon.